Messenger RNA from Salvia hispanica, 924 nucleotides. RefSeq names its product transcription factor IND-like. Lineage: Eukaryota; Viridiplantae; Streptophyta; Magnoliopsida; Lamiales; Lamiaceae. The record is from RefSeq and is a predicted model, not a curated record. Gene Ontology annotation, biological process: regulation of DNA-templated transcription. Gene Ontology annotation, molecular function: protein dimerization activity; DNA-binding transcription factor activity.
UCACUAUUUUAUUCGACCUAAUUCUUCUGCAAAUCUUCUGAUAAAACUCUCACUCCACUCCCUCUUCUCUUCUCCUUACCCAUCCCUCCAUUCAUUCUUCCCCAUAAUUCACAACAUAUUUCCAUUUCUUAUAUAUACAUUGAGUGAGAGUGAUGGACAUCGACUUGAUGAAGAACGGCGGCGGCGAAGAUGAAAUGGAUUUGAUGCUGAUGCAGAUGGAGAAGCUCCCGGACUUAUCGGGGGCCUACGCCGACGUCACCGAGCUUCCCAUAAUCGACUUCCAAAAUCAGGUCAACAACAGCUUUCAAAACCUAAAUUCAUCUUCCUCUUCUUCCCCGCCGCCGCAGCUGGCGAGCACGAUAUCGUUUGCGGGGGAGGCGGCGCAGAAGAGGAGCUCGAUGGCGGCGAUGAGGGAGAUGAUAUUCCGGAUAGCGGCAAUGCAGCCGAUCCACAUCGACCCGGAGUCGGUGAGGCCGCCCAAGCGGCGGAACGUCAGGAUAUCGACGGACCCGCAGAGCGUGGCGGCGCGCCACCGCCGGGAGAGGAUCAGCGAGCGGAUCAGGAUCCUGCAGAGACUGGUUCCCGGCGGGACCAAGAUGGACACGGCGUCGAUGCUGGAUGAGGCCAUCCACUACGUCAAAUUCUUGAAGAAUCAGGUGCAGUCGCUCGAGCGGGUCGCCGCCAAUCGCCCCGCCCCGCCUCCCGGGAUGGGCUUCCCGGUGCCCAUGACGAGCGGGAGCUAUUUCGCCGUGCCGGGAAAGGGCUACCAUCAUCCAACGGCCGCAAACGUUCAGCAUCUCUGAGUUUGAUUUUAAUUUCUAAUUAAUUUGCUUAAUUGUUGUAAAGAAAGAGGCCUCUUUCGGUAUGGUUGCCAAAUUAUGUGUCAUGCAUGUGAAAUAAUACUAGUGCAAUCUUUGGCAUCGA